Molecule: messenger RNA, 3414 nt
Organism: Dromaius novaehollandiae (emu)
Lineage: Eukaryota; Metazoa; Chordata; Aves; Casuariiformes; Dromaiidae
Gene: STX17
Product: syntaxin 17
Exons: 8
Coding region: 265-1173 (302 amino acids)
Biological process (GO): vesicle-mediated transport; vesicle fusion; intracellular protein transport
Cellular component (GO): SNARE complex; autophagosome membrane; endomembrane system
Molecular function (GO): SNAP receptor activity; SNARE binding
Source: RefSeq, a predicted model, not a curated record
AGAAGCCCCGUUUGGUGCCAUUAAAUUUCAAGAUUUCAAGAGCCGCCCGGGGCAGGGGAAGAGAGUGAAUGCGCGCGCGCGGGGCGGGCGGCGGCAGGGGCAAGGCCGCUCAGCUGCCACGGGGGAACCUUGCGCGUCGGCUCCGUCCCAGCGCCGCGGGGCCGCCGCCGGCUGCGCUCCUAUUCGCGGCCCUGGCCGCCGCACGGGAUUUCUACCUUGGUAAAGGUAUACUGGACAAGAAUUGACUUGAAAGCUGUUUUUAGGAUGUCUCAAGAUGAUGAAAAAGUUACGUUCCGUCGAAUUGAACCUGCCAUUCAGAAAUUUAUUAAAGUGGCAAUUCCAACAGAUUUGGAGAGGAUGAGAAAACACCAAAUAAAUAUCGAGAAGUAUCAAAGAUGCAGGCUCUGGAACAGAUUACACGAAGAGCACGUCAAUGCAGGACGGACAGUUCAGCAACUACGGGCCAAUAUGAGAGAGAUGGAGAAACUUUGUUUGCGAGUCCGGCAGGAAGACAUCCCAAUUCUGCAAAGAAUGAUAAAUCCAGUUAAAGAGGAAGCUUCCUUUGCCAUAAAAGUGUUCCUACAGCUCCAUUCUGAAUCUGCAGAGGAACUUAAAAGGCAACUUGAAGGACAAGAAGAUACCUCUUUAACCAGAUCCGCAACCGUAGGAGGAGGUAAAACUUUAUGUAACGCUGAAGGGAAGGAUGGCUCCCAAAGUUUAAUCCAGAUGUAUUCCCCCCUUCCUGAAAUACCUCGGGAUGAAAAUGCAGCUGAGUCAUGGGAAAAUUUAGAGGAGGACUUGAUUCAGCUUAACCAAUUGGUGACUGAAUUUUCUCUGUUAGUCAGUUCUCAGCAGGAGAAGAUUGACAGGAUUGAAGACCAUGUCAACAAUGCUGCUGUGAAUGUUGAAGAGGGAACCAAAAACUUAGGGAAGGCUGCAAAAUACAAGCUGGCAGCUUUGCCUGUGGCAGGUGCAGUCAUUGGUGGAGUGGUAGGGGGUCCUAUUGGUCUCCUCGCAGGCUUCAAAGUGGCAGGAAUUGCAGCUGCAUUUGGUGGUGGGAUUUUGGGUUUCACAGGUGGAAAAUUGAUACAAAGAAGAAAACAGAAAAUGAUUGAGCAGUUCUCUUCCAGCUGUCCAGAGCUUUCUCACCAAACUGCCAAAAAAUCCAGCUGAGGCAUAGUUUCAUUAUGACUAGGAACAAAAGAAUAGUAGUCAUGAUGAUGACAGACUUGCAAUCUUAUGCUUCAAUACAAGGCUGAGAUGUGUUAAUUUUGACAAUGGUACUGAUGUUCAGGGGUGUGUGAAAUGGUAAUGUCAGAACUUAUGGGGCUUUUUCUUUUUAGAUAUGGUAGGUAACAUCAGUCCUGUAACUUGGAAAACUAUAUGGAUGACUUUUAAUAAUAAAAUUCUUAGGUGAGCCAUAGCCACAGCUGUAAUGAUGGAUGACAGGUGCUUCAUGCCUAAUUUGCACAAACUGUCUUGCAGACAACACUAAGAAAGGCAUUUGGAAAACUAGUGCUUUCCUCAGGAAAGGCGCCCAGAAGUUGGAGCAUUUAUUGUAGGAUUCCAAAGAUAAGAACAAAUUCCCAUCCAUCUUUGUCUGUAGUACCUUAAGAUUUACUUUCAUUUUUCAGUAUUCCCAGCCUUCUCCUGUGUAUAGCCCAGUGUAUGAACAACUAUGCUUGUUCCAUAACUGCACAGGAAAGCAUUUGCUGUCACAGGUAAACAUAGGGUCAGCCUUGGGCAGGGGGGGGGAAAAUGUAGGUAUAUCCAGCACCUGUCUGCAUCAGCCAGCUGAGAUCAGCGUCAGCUUUACCCUUUUUCAGGUGCUACAAUUUUUUGUUUUAAUUGCAAACACCCAUCCUGUUCAAAGUGUAGUUAAGAGUUAAAUAGCCUAAGAAACAAACCCUGCAGUCUUGCUCCUGGAGAAUAGUCAUUUUCCAUGACUGUUCACAGCUCCAAGCCUUGUCCUGAGAACUGCUGUACAGGACUAAGUGCCAAACUCUGGAAUUCUGAGCCAGAAACUGCAGCCUACUUAAGCAGUGUGCACUGCUAGAUGUUGCCCUCACUUCUUACAUCCUUACUUUGCUGUUUAAGAAUGCAUUUACUUCUGCAACUUCCCUCUUUGGAUAGAGGAGUGCUAACAUGUUCUCAUUUUCACAUAAUCUUACUAUGCAUCAUGAAGAAGUCCUACCUCCAUCCUUCCAGGACAGUUCCUGUACUAUUGUUGCUACUAUUUGGGAAAAGGGAAAUACAGGUUGGAAAACUGCUUUUUGAAGUUUUUAAAUCGUCAAUUCUUCUGAGCCUUGCAAGAUAAUAUUUGAGUACAGUUGUAUUUGGGUGAACCAUCAGCCAGUGUUCAGUGAUAGGACUCCCUAGCAGGCAUAAGACUCUGGAGCAGGGAACGCUGUAAGGAAGAAUACUGUUAAAAUAGGAGAUCUUUUCAACACUUUGAUAUCAUCAUUGGAAAUAACUGUCUGCUAAUGGCAGAUGAUAGGUUUUUGUGCCUGAAUACAUUGCAAACAGCUGCUUAUUACAGCAUAAGCAUCUUUCUGAACAGUUCUUGCUUGGUAUUUUUAAAAUAAAAAUAUGAUCAAAAUUGCUAUCAGUCAGAACAUCUUGUCUGUAUAAUGUAGGGCUGAGGCUCAGAGAAGCAAUGUAGGCAAGAAUAGUUUUCACAAGUAAUCACUAACUGUGAUUGUCAGAACUGCAUGUGUUAAAGCCACAGUGCCUAUAUCUGUGAAAUCAGCUGGAGUGGAAAACAUGACUUGAGUUAUUCAGCUCAUUUGCUCAUGUCAUGCAAAAAACACUUUCUUUAAAUGCAUCUACUCUGGAUGUAAACACAUUUAAUGAGCUUGUAACAACUUCAUACUAAGGUUGUUCAUUCCUUUGUUUAAUAAUUUCUAAAUUUAAAGGAAGAAACUCUGAAAAAAAGUGUUCUUUGUAAACUGUGAUUGAUUCUUUGCCCGAGUUUAAAAGGUUAUGUCUGUUUUCCUACUGUAUGCUUCUAACCUUUGUGCAUUUGAAUGACAGCAGCCACAUCAGAGACAUUACAGACUCCAUCCUCUCCCCCAAGCUGGACUAAAGCCAGGACACUGUGCUCAUAGAAUGGAAUUAUUGUCACAAAUUAGACAAAGUCAGCUUAGUAUGUGCUCAUUUUAUGAAAUGUCUAGCACAAGAACUGUUCUUACUCCUUACAUCUUUAAGGAAGCAAUUUCAAAACAUUGUGUACACACUAAAUUUGGGAUGCUUUUAUUUAAACUGUGUUUUUAAAAUAGAUGGGUUAUUUACAUAUGUGAGGAAACAUGGGCAAUUGAAUAACUAAACUACCAUUUAAAUUGCUAGGGGUGUUAGUCAAAAGAUAUACAAGAUGCACAGAAUUCUUUCAGACCAAAUAAAAGCUUUUGCCUAUCA